Pezoporus flaviventris is the source of this 1693-nucleotide messenger RNA. RefSeq names its product malonyl-CoA decarboxylase (gene MLYCD). Gene Ontology annotation, cellular component: peroxisomal matrix; mitochondrial matrix. The record is from RefSeq and is a predicted model, not a curated record. The transcript has 5 exons. Bases 16 to 1500 code for a protein of 494 amino acids. Lineage: Eukaryota; Metazoa; Chordata; Aves; Psittaciformes; Psittacidae. Gene Ontology annotation, biological process: malonyl-CoA catabolic process; fatty acid biosynthetic process; positive regulation of fatty acid oxidation. Gene Ontology annotation, molecular function: malonyl-CoA decarboxylase activity.
CUGCCGAGGUGCGGGAUGAGCCACCUGGGCUGGGCCCUGUGGCCGCGGCCCCUCCUGCGGGGGCUGCGCCGCGUCUCGGUGGCGGCGGGUCUGUGCCGGUGCUCGCCAGGCACCAGCAGUGCCUCCGUCGCGGGUAUGGAGGAGCUGCUGAGCCGUUCCGUGCCGCCGCUGCCGCCCUACGAGACCAAGGAGAAGGCGCCGCCCCCCGCGGAGCUGCGCAGCGCGGAGUUCGUGCGGUACUACCGCGGCCUGGAGGCCGGGCCACCCCGCGCAGAGCUGCUCACUCGCUUGGCCCGUGACUUCGGCGUGGAUCAUGGGCGGGUGGCGGAGUUCAGCGCCAAGGUGCUGCAGGCCCGUGAGCAGCAGAGGGAGCUGGGCGCCCUGCUGCAGGCCGAGGACCGGCUCCGCUACUACCUCAACCCCCAGUACCGGGGUCUCUUCCAGCACCUGGGCCGCCUCGAGGGUGGGCUGCGCUUCCUGGUGGAGCUGAGGGGCGACCUGGUGGAGGGGCUGGCGAGCAAGGCGGUGGAUGGGCCGCAUGUCAAGGAAAUGAAUGGAGUUCUAAAGAACAUGCUUUCAGAGUGGUUCUCAACAGGAUUCCUGAACUUGGAAAGGGUUACUUGGCAAUCACCUUGUGAAGUACUACAGAAAAUUAGUGAUUCUGAAGCUGUGCAUCCUGUUAGAAACUGGGUUGAUAUGAAGCGUCGAGUUGGGUCAUAUAGAAGAUGCUACUUUUUUUCUCACUGUGCAAUCCCAGGAGAACCACUGAUAGUCUUGCAUGUUGCACUAACCAGUGAUAUCUCCAGCAGCAUCCAGGCCAUAGUGAAAGAGGUGCCACCUUUAGAAACAGAAGAUGCAGACAAAAUUACAACAGCAAUUUUCUACUCAAUCAGUUUAACUCAGCAGGGACUGCAAGGUGUGGAACUUGGGACUUACCUCAUCAAGCGGGUUGUAAAAGAGCUGCAGAAAGAACUUCCUCAGAUAAAAGCUUUCUCUACUCUUUCACCUAUACCAGGAUUCACAAAAUGGCUUGUUGGUCUCCUCUCCUCACAAGCAAAAGAACUGGGAAGAAAUGAACUGUUUACGGAAUCAGAAUGGCAAGAAAUCUCUGAGAUCACAGGAGACACUACUACUGAAACACUGAAGAAGAUCUUAAAUAACAAUGAGUGGGUGAGAUCAGAGAAAUUAGUUCAAGUGCUCCAUUCACCAUUUAUGAGGCUCUGCGCCUGGUACUUGUAUGGAGAGAAGCAUCGUGGCUAUGCCCUUAAUCCAGUAGCAAAUUUUCAUCUUCAGAAUGGUUCUGUGAUGUGGCGGAUAAACUGGAUGGCAGACACAAGCCCUCGGGGCAUUGCUGCUUCGUGUGGCAUGAUGGUAAACUACAGGUACUUCUUAGAGGAUACAGCCAGCAACAGUGCAGCAUACCUGGGCAGUAAACAGAUUAAAGCCUCAGAGCAGGUUCUUUCCUUGGUGUCUCAAUUCCAGCAAAACAGCAAGCUUUAAUUAAAUAUUAUGAAAAGCAAGAACAAGUGUUCCUCACCUAUAAAGACCUGUAAUAAUUUACUCAGCUCAGUGCAAUGAAAGGUUACCUAGGUUCCCAGUCUUGCUUACUUUGUCAUAUAUUCAAAGCCUGAUUGACUGUGAUUGAGCCACUGCAAGUUCUAGAUAUCUAUUAUGUGCAAAUAUGUAUGUAUGA